Messenger RNA from Parasteatoda tepidariorum (common house spider), 4281 nucleotides. RefSeq names its product renalase. The record is from RefSeq and is a predicted model, not a curated record. NCBI's taxonomy places the organism in Eukaryota, Metazoa, Arthropoda, Arachnida, Araneae, Theridiidae. Gene Ontology annotation, molecular function: oxidoreductase activity, acting on NAD(P)H. Gene Ontology annotation, cellular component: extracellular region.
AGUUGGAUCCAUCAGUUUUUAAAGUGGAACUGAAGAAAUUUGAAAAGUUGUCAGCUACUUUUUUUCAUUUUACAAGUUUUAUUUAUUAACUGUAAUACAAAACAAAUGUUCUAGUAAGAUGGAUAAAAAGAUUUUUUCUAAAAUUCUUAUUGUAGGAUGCGGUUUGACAGGUAGUGUUACAGCAAAUUUAAUCCAACAUGAAGCUUCUGCUGAUAUUGAAAUUUGGGAAAAAGAAAAUUACAUUGGAGGCAGAUUUCAUACAUUCCAUAAUCCAAGUGAACCAAAUUGUUCUGCAGAUAUGGGUGCACAGUACGUAAGUGCCACUUUGGAGUUCAUUCGAAGUCAUGCAAGGUUUUAUGAUGAAUUACUUGAUAAAGAUGAACUAGUUCCUUUAGGUCAGAAAAUCGAAAAUUUCCGAAAACUCUCUGAAAGUAAAAUGAAUUUGGUUGCACCAGGUGGUACUUCGUCACUCAUUCGGCACUUUUUAGACAGAGCAGAUGCCACAGUGCAUUUAGGAUAUGAAGUAACAGAAAUGAAUUUAAAACCUGAUACAAGCACAUGGGAAAUUAAAGCUAGUAAUGGAAUUGUAAAAGAAUUUAAUGCUGUUAUACUAACUAUACCUGUUCCAGAAGUUUUGAAAUUAACUGGAAAUUUUCAAAAAUUAAAUCAAGAUGAUGACAUCAGAAUGGCAAUGGAGCAAGUAAAAUAUUCCUCAAGAUAUGCUGUCACCUUGAUGUAUAACCAAUCACAGAAUGUUCUCGAAGAAUUGCCUUGGUCUAUGAAAUAUUUUCCUGAUGAUGACAUCAUUGCUUUUAUAGCUCUAGAUAAUCGUAAAAGAGGUCAACCAAACGAAUUGCCAGCUUUAGUUAUGCACACAACUGUUAAAUUUUUUCAUAAAUACUCUGACUCAAGUGAAGAUGAAAUAAAAGAUCUUGUACUUAAGCAAUUAAAGUGCCUUGUAAACAAUGUACCUGAACCAUCUCAUGUAGAGUGCAUUAAAUGGGAUAAUGCUCAGGUUAUUGAUGCUUAUAUUGAUAAUCCUGGUUGUGUUGUUUUAAAUGCACACCCAUGCCUCAUUUGUGGCGGUGAUAGCUUUACAGAAUCCAACUUCAAUGGUUGUAUUACAUCUGCCUUGAGAAUAGUAGAAGAACUGUUAAAAGGGGUUACAAUAUCGAAAAAAUGUCACAAGUCAAUUAAAAAGUGAUGUAAACUAAUACUUCUAUAUUCAAGUGUAUUUUUUUAUGAAAGUUAAUUUUUUUAUGUAAUGGCUUUUGCUGAGAGAGAAAAUUUGAAAUAUGAUUUAACUAAUUUAGCUUUGGUGUAUGUUUUUAAAAAUAUUGCAAUGUAUUUAUUAAUUUAAACCAUGUUUAUUUAUUAUUAAUAUGUUUUAUAGCGUUUGCGUUUAAAGAAAAUUUAUUUUAUGAAAUUGUUUAGCUUGCUAUAUAGUGAUUUAAAGCUAUGAUAAAUGUAUUAUAUAAUUGUAUCUUGCACUUAAAAAUGUAAUUGUAAAAUAGUUUACCAUCAAAAAAUACACUUUGAAGAAUAGCAUAAGAAAAGUUAAAGAUAGAUGAAAUAUUAUGGUUUAUGGUAAAAAAAUCUUACUCUGCAAAUUAUACCUCAGAAUUUAAAAAGUCAUUUUAUCAUAAUUUUAUUAUAAUCACUAAAAUUGUACUGAACUUGAACUUCUACUCUCUCUUUAAUUGAACAGGGUAAUUAAAUUUUUUUAAAAAGUAGACUACUAGAGUGUUAUUUUUAAAAUUUUUUUUAAUUAAUAUAUGGUAGAAAAGUUAUUUUUUCUAUUGCUUUAAAUAUAUUUCGAUUAAUUAAAACAGCAAAACAAUAUCUCUAUAAAUUAAUUUCUUAUAUUUGCAGCUAUAAUCUAAUGGCAAACCUUAUUCCACCUAUCAGUUUUUUUUUAUGUUAUAUUUAUAUUAAUUUAAUAGUACAUUGAACACCAAAGUAAUUUAAUUGUAAGCCUUUCUUAAAACAAAUCCUAAAAUUCUUCAAAUUAAAAAAGAUGAGGAAAAAACUGUACAAUUUCAUAAUUUUGACAAUUAUCAACACUCAGAUUCUUCAUUACCUAUGAUUAAUAACUUCAGUGUCAUAAUCACUUCCCCAAUUCUCCACAACAGUUCCAAAGUUCUGUAAUAUAUUAGUAAAAAAUUGAUCCAAGACAUGCACAUAAGCACAAAAUUGCUCCAAGUACACUCUCGAUAUCUCAACGUUGAAGGGAUGCUAAAAAAAAUUUCGAGAUUGCGAGUUUUUAAAAUAACAAGUUCAGAACUAAAUAUGUUCUAAAAAGUAGAGAAAUAUAUUCUAAAAUAUUGCUCUAAAAAGUAGAGUCAUGAAACACAAGAAUAAAUACUUACUAUUAAAUAUGUAUGUAAUGAUAGUUGACUAUAAGUCUAAUUACAAUAAUAAUAAUUUUAUUUUUAAAAGUAAGACAAAAAUAAUUAUGCCUUUAAAUGGAAAAGAAUUGGUUUCCACUUAACUUACUUUGUAAUUUUUCUGAAAAAAUUCAACAUAGCAAGGUUUUGAGAAGAAACUCUUCGACUCAGAAAUUCAAAUUAACAUUAGGUUGAUAUAUAAUGCCUAGAGGAAAGUAUUUUUUUGACAUAACAGGAUUUUGAAGUAAUCUGAGUUCAUUAUAUUGAGAGUGUACUUUAUAUUAUUGCAAAAGUGGGAUGUUUUUAAUUUUAUUUAGGUCAGUAUUGUUAAUAAAUUUACAAAUCCCAAAAAAAAUAAAAUUAUAAUUUAAACGACUUUAUGAGUAUAAAACUUAAGUUAUAAAACUGAAAACUAGCUUAUUUUUAACUUAAGAAAAUUACUGAUCUGAAUCACUUAACAUUCACAUCACUGUAAGUUAUUUAUAUUGGGGAAGACAUAAGCAUCCUCCUAUGUUUUUUGCCAUUAAUUACUAAAUAGCCUGUAACAUCAAUGAUAAUGAAUAUUAUGUAUCACAAUAAUUAUAUCGAUAUAAUUCAUUUUUUUUUAUUAUAACUUUAACCUAAGCAGUUGUGAUCUUUCCCAACUUAGAUUUGUUGUAAAACUGUAAUUUUUCAGCAUCUCACAAAGUUUUCACCUUAAAAUAACAUAAUUUUGAAGAUUACCUUCGAAACAUUUUUAAUGGAAAAGCAGAAUUGAAAGAAAAUAGAGAAAACUUCAAAAAAAAAUUUUAUUCUAUGAAGUUUGGUAACUAUAUAACAAGCGACUUUACAUAAAUAUUACUAUAAUAAUUAUUGAAAAUUUAUUUUAAUGCAUUUUGAGAACAUAAUGAAAUAUUUUAACACUAAUAUUUAUAACUAAAUUGUCUUCCAAAAGUUAAAGAAAGUAAAAUGUCAAAUACUGUUGUUCAAUAGUUUAAAUUUAUGAGAACAGUAAUUUCUGUCAUUUUCUCCUUCAACAUUAAUUGUAUUUUUUUUUAAAAUAGCUAAAGAAAUUAUAAUGGCAACAUUUUUAAGGUAAUACUUCUUAUAUACAUGCAAAAUUUAUUGCAAUUUAAAACAAUUUUCAAUUAAUUUUUUCAUUUCAAAAAUAACUACCUAGUUACAAGUUUUCAUUGAUAAAUAAAAAAAACUAAGUUUGUGCAAUUAUAAAAAAUUGCACUUGAAUAUUUGCAGCUUUGAAAAAUACUACUUGCGUUCAAAAAAAAAUAUUUUUAAAAUUCCAAUUCAAAAAGUAAACAAGCUUUAAAGUUCUGCCUAAUAAUUACUCUAUGCAUAAAUUUAGCACAAAAAAAGAGAAAAACUAUUUUUGAAAGAUUUCACUAUAAUCUUUCAAAGUGCCUUAAACUUGCAGCAGAAGAAGAAAAAUACUCCAUAUAGCUAACAAGGUUCCUUAAAUUCUGAAUUGUUAAAUUAACUGAAUUGUUAAUUAAUGAUUUAGAAUUUUAAUAAAAUAAUUCUUAAUUAUUAAAAUAGUAUACUAUGUUAAUGAUUAAAAUAGUUUAUGUGUAAAUUAAUUUAUAGGAAUAGGCAAGUUAUUUCUUCCUUUACACUAAAUUUCAGUUUGCCUUUAAAAAAAAUUUUAUACAAUAAUUAUAACAAGUUGCAUAAAUUAGUAUUUUUAUCUCUUUAUUGCAUUUGCUAUUUUAAUUUGAAUAAGGAUUGUUAGAUUAGUACAUUUUAUUAUUUAUUCCAGAAAAUUUAUUUUGAAGUGUUAUUUCCUCUUUUAUCUUGGAUAUUUGUUUGAAUUGGAUAUUUGUCUGACUGCAAAUUUAAAUUGUUGAAGUUUUCAUUUCUUGUACUUAAUAUUACAUUAAAAAUUAUUUAUACGUUGUAA